ACGAUCACACAGAUGGCUAAAAUGAAACCACACAUGAAGCCUGACCUGUUAUCUUCCUGCAGCACAUGUGUGACACCCAUAGCGUUUACGCACAUGCACACACAGAGACACACUGAACCGAGCUAAGGAAGCCAUGUCAGAGAUAAAUGCAGAGCACUGUAAUGAAGAAUCUACAGACUCUGACCGUGUUGCCAAUUUUGGCUCUGGCAAGUUUGUUCAUCAGGAUAAGUGUAUCCACCUCUCUUCGACCCUUGCUGACUGGUCCUGACGUGGCCUACCUCGGCUCCAGGGUGACUUUCUGGUGUACUGCAACUGACUCCUCUCCGCCAGUCACCUACGAGCUGAUGGGGGAUGGUGGAGUCUUGAUUAACACAGACAUCGAUUUCCAGGGGGACCAGAGUGCGAGAUUCGUUCUAAAGGUCACUGCAACAUCAGAGGGGUCAUACCACUGCACUGCGACAGCUGGAGGAAGCACAGGUGUCAGCAACAGCAUCAAGUUGACUGUUGUCACUCCAGCAUCGAACACCAGAGUGACGUCCGAACCCUUCCCCCCAGUCGCGUAUGAGGGGUCUCGCUUCGUAUUGAACUGCACCACAAAUGGCUCACACCUCUCCUACACCUGGUUUUUCAACAGAAAGAAAGUAACAUCUUCCACCUCUCCAGCCUUCCACCUCUCUGGCAACACGCUGGUAAUGGGAAAGGUGACUCUCGAGCAUGCUGGGUCCUAUUACUGCAUGGUUAAGUCUAGGGUGCAGGACACUGAGAGGCUUUCAAACAGUGUACCGGUGCAGUUGACAGUCAAAGUCAACGUUUCAAAACCAAGGAUCUCUUUCUCCAUCUCCAAAGAGGGAGCCAGCUACCAUGGCAAUGUGACCUGCUGGUCAACAAGGGGGAGUCCUCCGGUCAACUUCUCUCUUACACUAGAUGAUAGGGAAGUGGGAUCUGUCACAGCAGCGGAAUCUCUCACUGCCUGGUUCCCCGUCGACAUGGUACCGGGGCUGGACAUGGGUGUGGCUCAAUGUCGAGUGACUACUGAGGUGCAGGAGUUGACGAGUGAGCCUGUGACUCUGGUUGUGGGUAUGAGCUGUAUAGACAAUAGAAGCAAAUGUGUCUUCCCAUGGUUGCCUACUUUAUUUGUGCUCUUUGAUGAUCUGUUUCUCUUUCUGUACCCUACUGUCUGUGCAGUCCCAGUCGGAGGUAAUGUGAAAGUGGAGGUUGAGUACCUCUACAGAGCUGACUCCAAACUAGCUGCAGCCAGGCUGAGCUGCCAAGUCAGCAGAGGCACUUUCCCUUAUGUCUCCUGGCUCUUCAACAACUCUGUCCUUCCUUCUGAGACACAUGUGGACUCCAAUAUCCAGCCCGCGCUGUCUCAGUAUGCUGUAGCUGACCAUAGACGAACCCUCUUUCUGGCAAAUCUCGGCCCGGAGGAGUCUGGGUAUUACCGCUGCAAGGCCAGGGACAGCUACGAUGACUCUGGUCCCUGGGUUGAGAGUCCAGCCAUGCUGGUCCGAGUCACAGACAGGUACCAUAACUCCAUGCCUCCAGCAACACCUUCCACUGAAACACCACAAAACACUCCCAUGCCCACCAUAGAGGCCAUUACCAUAGCGUUCUGCUGCUUCCUUCUUCUGACAUUGGCAGCGUGUGUGGGCUGUGUGUUCACCAUGUUUGACCAUGAGCAAGCUCACGCCCACGUUGCUACAACAAAUCCCAGUCUUGAUGCACUACCUCUGUCCUCACCUCUGUCCCAGUCUGAAGGACAACAGGCUGAUACUUGCUCUACAGAUUCUAGUGUUCAGAAUCAGACUGUAGAGAUCACAGUAUGACACAGAAGGAGCCUGCACCUCUCAUCCAAUUGUCUUUAUUUCAGUUUAAAUCUGCAGCUAUUUCUGUUGUUGUUGUUGUUGUUGUUGUUGUUGUUGUUCUGUCAGUAUUACAAUUCUGACUUAGCCUGUAUUGCCAAGUUACCUAAAAGACACUGUAGAACAUUCAGUGAAAAAGAACAUAAACUGAUGUAUACUGUCAUGUUUCUUUUGCAAAUAAAAGUUGUAAUCAAAAA
This is a messenger RNA of Acanthopagrus latus (yellowfin seabream), 2059 nucleotides long. RefSeq names its product Fc receptor-like protein 5. The transcript is spliced from 10 exons. Lineage: Eukaryota; Metazoa; Chordata; Actinopteri; Spariformes; Sparidae. Gene Ontology annotation, biological process: cell-cell adhesion. Gene Ontology annotation, molecular function: cell adhesion molecule binding. The record is from RefSeq and is a predicted model, not a curated record. Bases 147 to 1826 code for a protein of 559 amino acids. Gene Ontology annotation, cellular component: cell-cell junction.